Messenger RNA from Alosa sapidissima (American shad), 4154 nucleotides. Its product is annotated as NACHT, LRR and PYD domains-containing protein 12-like. The transcript is spliced from 9 exons. NCBI's taxonomy places the organism in Eukaryota, Metazoa, Chordata, Actinopteri, Clupeiformes, Clupeidae. Gene Ontology annotation, molecular function: protein binding. Bases 122 to 3652 code for a protein of 1176 amino acids. The record is from RefSeq and is a predicted model, not a curated record.
CAUAUUGUAUAGUAUUGUCUCAUAUUGUUUUGUAUUGUAACAUGUCAUACUAUAAAAAAUAAAGAAAUUGCUUGAUUAUAUCUCAAAAUAAAGACUAAAUAACAAUCUGACCAUAUUUCAGAUGUCCAACAUGGAAGUUCUCCUUGACACUCUUGAAGAGCUGACAGCUAAAGAGCUGAAGAAGUUCAAGCUUUUCUUAACUGAGGAGACACUGGAGGGGGUUCAGCAUAUUCCCAGAGGACAGCUGGAGAACGCCGAUGCCACAGAUGUCACCAGUAAGAUGAGGGACGUCUACGGCCAGGGUGGUGCCCUGAAGGUCACUCUGCACGUGCUGAAGAAGAUGAAUCACAAUGAGCUUGCAGACAGACUAGAAGGAGAGCUGGAAAAGAGGGUUUCAAGACAAGACAGUGGCAAAGGUUCUGAAUAUGCCAUCCGACGGCAGGUGAGUCAACUGCUUAAGACUGACCUGAAGAAUAAAUAUGCUAGCCUCCUUGAAGGCCCUGAGGAGGCUAAAGUCCAGCUGGAUGAGGUCUACACAGAUAUCCAUGUCACAGAGGGAGUGUGUGAAGAGGUGAAUACUCAACAUGAAGUUCAGCAGAUUCAUAUGCAGACCAAAUUUCAUUCAGAAAAAGACAUUAUAAUCAAGUGCAAUGACAUUAUGAAAUCUCCACCUGGUAAAAAAGUCAGAACAGUGAUGACCACUGGCAUUGCUGGCAUUGGGAAAUCUGUUUGUGUACAGAAGUUCUGUCUAGACUGGGCAGAAGAAAGGGCCAAUCAGGACAUAGAUUUCAUCUUUGUGCUUCCUUUCCGAGAACUGCGCUUCCUUGACUCAGAGCAGUACAGUCUUCCCACACUUUUGUUGUCUUUCUAUCCCGAGCUGACUGAGUUGAAUAAUGUGAAGAUAUAUGGCAACUCAAAGAUUUUGUUUAUCUUCGAUGGUCUAGAUGAAAGCAAACUAGAGCUCAAUUUCCCAUCUACUCAAAAGCUGCAUGAUCUGAAACAGACAUCAUCUUUGGGUAAGCUACUAACAAAUCUCAUUCAAGGCCAUCUGCUCCGUUCAUCUCUCAUCUGGAUCACCUCAAGGCCUGCAGCAGCCAAUCAGAUCCCUUCUCAUUACGUAGACAAGUGGACAGAAAUAUGUGGAUUUAAUGACAUCCAAAAGGAUGAGUACUUCAGCAAGAGAAUGGCAAAUAGUCAUACUGACAAGAUCAUUUCACAAAUCAAGACAAGAUGCAGCCUCUACAUCAUGUGUCACAUACCAGUCUUCUGUUGGAUCCUUGUCUGUGUGCUUCAGGACAUGCUGACUCCCAAUUCUAAAAUGGAAAUACCAACAACCAUGACUGAACUCUUCAUCCACUUCCUACUCAUACAGACUAACAGGAAGAACCAGAGAUGUUUUGGCCAAAGUGAAACCAACAGACGGGAGCUCCUGAAGAGACACAAGGAACACAUACUGAGAUUGUCUGAACUGGCUUUUAAGCAACUGCAAAAGGGCAACAUCUUGUUUAGCCAAAAGGAUCUUGCAGAAAGUGGCAUUGUUGACCAUGCCAUUGAAGAACACUCUGAAAUGUGCACACAGAUCAUCAAGAAAGACCGUACUUUCUAUAAAACAACAUUCUACUGCUUUGUUCAUCUGAGUGUCCAGGAGUUUCUGGCAGCUCUCCAUGUGUUCCAUAGUUUUGUGAGUAAGAACUAUAAGGUGCUGGAACCCUUUUCAGAGCAGAUGUGUGCACUUUCCAACCAAGCCCAAACAACCAGUUCCCAACCAGAGGACAUGCUGAAGAGCAUAAAUAAAUCAGUCUACAUGAAGUCAUGGAGAAGCCUUAAGUCUUUUUUUAAACCCAGAGUUCCUCACAAAGACAAGAUGUUGGGAGGAGAGGAGUGGCCUGAAGAUUCCCACAAAGAGGGUUCCUGUCAAAACGAGAUGCCAUUGCAUGUUCUGUUCAAUGGAGCAGUGGACAAAUCCUUACAGUUUGACGGUGGGCACUAUGAUCUUUUUCUGCGCUUCCUUCUGGGAAUAACACUGGAGUCCAAUCAAGACCUACUGGGAGGCUUACUUCCACAGAUAAAGGAAAGUUCAGCAAGUCUCGAGACAACCACCAAGUACAUCAAGGGCAUUCUUAGUGAGGAUGGCCAUUCAGUUGAGAGAUGUCUGAAUCUGUUCCUCUGUCUACUUGAAAUGAAGAACAACUCAGUUUCUGAGGAAAUUGAACAGUAUGUAAUAUCUGGGAAAGAACUCACACCAGCCCAGUGUUCAUUACAGGCAUACAUACUUCUAAUGUCAGAGGAAGUAUUGGAUGACUUCAAUCUGACAAUGUACAGAACAUCCCAGGAGGGUCGCAAAAGAUUGCUCAUUGUGCUGAGGAGCUGCAGAAAGGCUCAAUUGAAGGGCUGUGGUCUCAGUGAAAAAUCCUGUGGGGUUAUAUCCGCUAAUCUCCAAUCUGAAAGUGCAUGCCUGCAAGAGUUGGACCUGAGCUCUAAUCCCCUGUGUGAUGCUGGGGUGGAGCGUCUGUCUGCUGGACUGAAACACACAUACUGCACACUGGAGACACUGAGACUGGCUGGCUGUAGUCUAAGUCGAGAUUCCUGUAGAACUCUUUCAUCAGUUCUCCAGUCAGAAAGCUCACAGCUGAGAGAGUUGGACCUGAGCUCUAAUCCUCUGAAGGAUUCUGGAGUGGAGCUGUUGUCUGCUGGACUGAGGCACAUUAAAUGCAGACUGGAGACAUUGAGACUUGCUGACUGUGAACUCACAAGUACUGGUUGCCAAACACUGGCACUGGUUCUCCAGUCAGACAACUCCCACCUGAAGAAUCUUGACCUGUCCAACAACGACUUGACCGAUUCUGGAGUGAAGGAGCUGUGUGCUGCUCUGGGACAUCGGAGCUGUAAACUGGAGCUGUUGAGGCUCUCUGGUUGUCUGAUCUCACAGAGAGGAUGUGAUUUUAUAGUCUCAGCGCUGACAUCAAACCCUGACUCCCUCCUCACUGAACUCGACCUGAGCUACACUCACCCAGGAGACGCUGGACUACAGAUGCUGUCAACAAUUCCUUGUGGUCAAAUGAAGGUCAAUGCAGAGAACAGUUCAGAAAGCAUGCUGAAGAGAGGACUGAAGAAGUAUGCCUGUGAGCUCACACUGGACCCAGACACAGCACACAGACGUCUCCUCCUGUCUGAAGGGAACAAGAAGGUGAUGUGGGAGAGUGAGAAGCAGUCGUAUCCUGACCACCCAGACAGAUUUGAUGUGUGGCCACAGGUCCUGAGCAGACAGCCCCUGACUGGACGCUGCUACUGGGAGUGUGAGUGGUCAGGGAAGUGGGCGGAUAUGGGAGUGGCCUAUGAAAGCAUCAACAGGAAAGGAGACUGGGACGACUGUGGACUGGGAUACAAUCACAAGUCCUGGUGUCUGAAGUGUGGAAAUGGUUUCCUUUUCUGGCACAAUAAAAUCAAAACGGACAUUCCUGCUCCCCCUUCAGGCAUCAGUAGAGUAGGAGUGUAUCUGGACCGUGAGGCCGGCAGUCUGUCCUUCUACAGGGUCUCCUCGGACACUCUCACACACCUGCACACGUUCUACAGCACACUCACUGAUGAGCACCUUUAUGCUGGUGUUGGGCUUUGGCCUGGCUGCACUGUGUCUCUGUGCCAGAUCACAUGACCUUCUGUGUCCUGCAGCAUCACACACACACUCAUACUCACACACACACACACACACACAUACACACACACACACUCACACACACACACAUACACACACACAAACACUUCCAGAUCACAUGACCUUCAGUGUCCUGCAGCAUCACACACACACUCAUACACACACUCACACACACACUCACACACACACACAUACACACACACAAACACUUCCAGAUCACAUGACCUUCUGUGUCCUGCAGCAUCACACACACACUCAUACUCACACACACUCACACAAACUCACACACACACACACAAACUCACACACACACACACACUCUCACACACACACACACAAACACUUCCAGAUCACAUGACCUCCAGUGUCCUUGUUUUUGUCUCUCUAUAAGACAUACUGUAUAUCAUCACAAACUCAAACUGCUUUAGUCUCUCUCUGUAUGACAUGUCACUAUAGUUGUAUAUGUGGUGUCAAAUCCAAAUUAAAUAAUACAACAUCAAAA